AUGCCAAUCGAUGAGGAUGUGACGAUUCCAUUGGGAACCGUUGUUGGACCAAACGUGAUGGCAGCGUACCAUCAGCAUAUCUUGUCGCUCAGAAUCGGCCCGGCUGUUGAUUGUCACAAGAAUGAUGUUGUGUAUGAAGAUACUGAGCAAAGAAGAACUUCGUGCAUCACGCCGGGUACGUUGAGCAAUCUCCAUUCACCAACAGAGCAUAGAAGAUUUACAACGACAACGAGGUCUACCCUAUCAGUGAAUGGCAAGCAGGGUAAAAUCAUGAUGCUUGCUAAGCAAAUGCUCUUGGCUGAUUUUAAUUUUUUCAUCAGCAUAAGGACACAGUUUGCCACGCAGUAA
Molecule: messenger RNA, 348 nt
Organism: Metschnikowia bicuspidata var. bicuspidata NRRL YB-4993
Lineage: Eukaryota; Fungi; Ascomycota; Pichiomycetes; Serinales; Metschnikowiaceae
Exons: 1
Coding region: 1-348 (115 amino acids)
Biological process (GO): amine metabolic process
Molecular function (GO): quinone binding; primary methylamine oxidase activity; copper ion binding
Source: RefSeq, a predicted model, not a curated record